Symbiodinium sp. CCMP2592 is the source of this 2709-nucleotide messenger RNA. The record is from the annotation of a GenBank genome assembly. NCBI's taxonomy places the organism in Eukaryota, Dinophyceae, Suessiales, Symbiodiniaceae.
AUGGAGAAGGUCGAUUGCACCCAGAGCGAUGCACAGAGACUCGAGCCGAUUUCCGAGACAGAGAGCAUCACCCGUGAAGAGCGGUCGUGGAGCCCUACUGUGGCAGAGUACACUAGGUGCUUGGUGCAUGGAAGCAUCACCAGGCUUGCUGAGCUGAAAGACCGGUGGAAUAAAGAACUGGGGAUUUUCACCGAGUUGGAGAAGGACGACCCGGUCCAAUCCUGCUUAGAGGAACGUUUUGAGCAAGGCCCAGUGUCGCUCCAUACUUUCAUCGAAAACGAUGCAAAGGGAGUGGCACUGAUCCUAUUGGACUUUCAAGCCGGGUCCUCGCAUUCGUGCGAGAUCGAGUGCAUGGUGUACAACUGCAUGGAACAGCAGGUUAGCAUUUACCGGAACCGGCAAUGGGGUGGCCGUCGCAAAAAAGACCCUGCUGACCUUGAUGCGCUGUGCGACCAUCACGAGAUAGCUCGGCUCAAGGCUAUGGGUGUGAUUUACCAGCCUGAGUCAGGCAAUGAGAACUGCAAGUCAUUGACGGUGAAGUUCGAGAUCUCGGUUAGUGGCCCGGGAAUUCAGGUUCAGAGCUUGUAUAUGUCUCGCAAGGGAUAUGCCCUGUUGGCCUGUGACAUAUCAGACGCUUACUUGACUUGCGAGCAGCCAUGCCCGACCGUGGUGACGCUCCACGGCACCACGUACCGUUUGGCAUUUAUGCUACCGGGGCAACGGGAUGGUUCAGCGGUCUGGUUUUCUACUUUCACCAAGUAUUUGGUUUCGGAGGGCGGAGUUUCGCUGUGGCCCGGAUGCGAGGCGCUGUUUGCUAUGCGUAACCACUCCGGCGGAGGGCUCCUUCACGUAGACGACUUGUUGGGGUCAGGCGAACAUGCUGAGCUGCAGAGACUUGCGCAGAUCAUAGAGUCAAAGUACAAGUGCACUCUUGAGUGGCUUGUUCGCGAAGGCGACAGCCUGCACUUCUUGAAGCGCAAACACACUUUGGCCCGCCAGGAUCUACUUUGCAUCCAGAAGGCUGACAAGCACAUCAUGUCAGACCCUCUUCCAGAGGAUCAGGUGUCGGUCUACAGGUCGUGCGUCGGGAUUCUUAUGUACAUCUCUGCGGACACUGCCGAUAUGCAACAUUCCAUUCGCAUGCUCUCCCAGCACCUUGCCUGCCCAACCGAGGCUUGCAUGAAGGCCCUCAAACAUCUGGUUCGAUAUGCCAAAUCAACCAGCGGGUUUUGCCUUGGGCUGGAGCGCACCCAUGCAGGACAUGGGACCAGAGUCCAAUGUGAUACCGGCGCCGACGUGCUGGAGCUGUACACAGACUCAGGCUGGGCUUCAGAUCACACUGCGCGCCGGAGCGUGAGCGCUGGGGCCUUGUACUUGAAUGGGAAUGCGAUUUACACGGCGAGCCGCACGCAACGAGUCGUCGUAGCUAUGUCAAGCUGCGAGUCGGAGCUCAAUGCCCUUGUGUCUUUUGCAGUCGACUUGAUGUAUGUGAAAGAGGCCCUGCGGUUCAUUGUUGGAGUCACUCCCGAAAGCCAUGCCUUCAGCGACUCUUCCUCAGCUCGUGCUGUUGUGAACAAGCAAGGACUCUCCAAGCUCAAACACGUCGAGAUCAGAUUGCUGUGGGUUCAACAGGCCUUGAAGGAUGGUGCAUUCAAGCUCCACCCGGUCGGGACCCUUGACAACUCUUCGGACUUGAUGACCAAGGUGCUUAAGCGUGAGCGAAUUCUGUAUUUGAUGUACCUCUUGAACAUCAGGGAUGGUGAUGCUCAGUUCAAUCGUGUCGGAGAGGCCCAGGCCGUUGCUCGUGACAACAACCUGUCCUUGAAGCUCGCGGUUAAGGCAGUGAAGGCAUUCAGGGGACCUCCGCAACGGGUGCACGCGCUCCUGCAAGCGCUGACCUUCAUGUCCUUGAUCGAUGCCAAUCAGGCACGCAUGCUUGACUCCGAGAGCCGUCCGCAUGUGCUUGAAAGCGCCUUGAGCGGUUGCGGAUUCAUCCUUGUGUGCAUCGGAUGCCUCGCGGUGCUAUGCAUGAGCCUGCAGGGUUGCCAAGCUGAGAUUGCAGAUGAGCUCCCCGACCCAUGGGUUGUAUGGUUCACCCUAAUCAUAGGAUUCCUCAUAGGUCUAGGGUUUUGGUUUGUGUUGCUAAGUGCCGAGCCGCAGCAACAGAUGCCUUGUGAACCUGACGACGCCACAACACCUGCUUGUGACGACGACGCGCCGACCUUGAGCGAUGACAUUCCUUCAGAUGGUGAGCUUGCGCAAACACUCGAUGUGACCAGAGCAUCCUCUGAUGAGCCGCUGUCAGAACCAACGCAGAGCGAUGAUGGGGCAGGCGAUGGCAACAGCCACCCUGCUUCACCCACUGCCCAUGAUCCGAUCGACGAGCCCGAGAACCAUGCCUUGGCAGCAGUGCCGAUUGCAGUUGUUGACCCUCCUGCAUUCCCUGCUGCUGUCGAUCAGCUGCUUGUGUAUCAUGCGCCGAUCUCUGGGCGCAGAUGGCAUGUGUUCCGAGGGUGUUGGGGUUUAAGUAGAGCUGCUGUCGUUGCUGAAGAAGAGCUUGGUGUGCUUUUGCGACGCGAUCCCAGAAUCACGAUGUGCUUGAUCUGCAUGAACCGAGUUCGCAAUGACUUGCGAUUCCCGAUGCUUCGGAUCACCGAUGGAGCCGACGAUCCACGCCGUGAACACCCCGAACCCGAGCCUUUCCAGUAG